ACGUGAGGAUUGACACGGGACCAGGUGGUCGAGCGCGGUUGUCAACAGAAGAUUCAGGGACCGUUGCGUGAGAAGAAGCUGCUGCGGCUAUAAGAAGCAAGAGAGCUGGAGCUCUAGGUAUCUUUUGACGUGCCGGGAUUUAGGCAAAAAGGGAGGUUUUUCUUCUUCGUUUUUAGGGAGAGUGCAGAGGGAUAUUGGGGAAACAGAGGAGGCAAGGGAAUUUGUAAAAGGACUCUUGAGGGUGAAAAGCGGAGGACAAACCCAAGAGCGAGAUGGGAUGGCAGCGAGCGAAGUGAAAAGGAGAAAGUGAUUGAGGGAAAGGAGGGAGAUUGGGUAGCAUCCGGAAUCUUCAGUUCUGCUGAUUUGCGAUAAGGGGCUAGGGCAGCUGCAUUUUUUUCCAGUUGGACCGACUGGUUGAUCUGCCAUGUUAUUCGAGGAAAUGCAUUUACAAAGUCAUGUUGCGAGGAUGUGGCAACGUCUUCUGUGUUCCCUUUUUAAGAGAAAGUUGUCUAUGUUGAGCCAUUGUUUUGGUACUCCUGCUACUUUAGAAGUGGUGGUUUCAGCAGAAAAAAGUCUGAGGGAGCCUGUGGAAGGAAACUCUGGCCAACUGAAGCAUUGUCACAUAAGGGAGUGCUCAGUCAAUUCGGAGACCAUGGAGCAUAAUGCUGGAAUUUCUCGUUCCAAUGUGAAGCAAUCUUUGCAGUCCUCAAUGCCUACCAAGGAAGGAAAAAGACCUAAAGAAAAUAAUCCAAACACCUCUACAUUUAUAAAUCAUGCUGCAAUUGCAUGGCAGGAGAGUAGAAAAAAGUGGGUAGGGGAACAACCACAACAACAUAGAAUGGCAAAGGAUCCAAUUAUAAGCUGGUCAACGACAUAUGAAGAGCUCCUUUCGUCGAAUGAGCCUUUCUCCAAGCCAAUCCCCUUACCAGAGAUGGUAGACUUUUUAGUUGAUAUUUGGCAAGACGAAGGCCUCUAUGAUUAGAUCACUGGCCGAAACAUUCGAAUUACAGAAUUACAAUGAUGAUUUGUCGAUGUUACUGUAUUCUAGCCAAAAUAUUGUCCGGUUUAUAUUAGCUGAUUCUGUCAUCCAGUAGGAAAGAGAGGCCUUCAUUUGUCUUCAAGCUGGUUAAGUGGCGAUAUCUGUUUUUAGAAUUAUGAUAUCGCAUUUUGAGGAGCUUGAUAAUUGGUUCUAGUGAAUAUUCACUGUAUCCAGAUUGAACUGACGCUUGAAUGAGGUUAAUAAGAAAGAUGAUAUACAGUUUUCUAAACA
Messenger RNA from Carica papaya (papaya), 1270 nucleotides. RefSeq lists its product as uncharacterized. The record is from RefSeq and is a predicted model, not a curated record. NCBI's taxonomy places the organism in Eukaryota, Viridiplantae, Streptophyta, Magnoliopsida, Brassicales, Caricaceae.